CAGGAUAAAGCCAGAAAGCCCACCAGGAAGAGAGGACUGCCAACCUGAAACCUGAGCCAGGUAUGACCUCACCUUUACACCACUCAAAGUACAGCCAUAGAAUGUGUUUCAAGUACUUUGUUUUGAGUUGAGAGCAGAUACUAGACAUUACUGUAUGAGCACUGGUAACAAUGCAGAUCAUUCUACUGGACCAGAGAAUUAAAGAUGUUAUAUUAUUACUGCAAUAAUUACGGGAUUUCUCUGAUCACUCGUGAAUUUCUUCCUGCUUUCAGGGUCUGGUCUCAGGCACUGAUGGCAGAGAUGGAAAAUGUGUCGUAUGUACCUUUGAAGCAGCCCAUCGUGUUCACAGUGGAAGGGUUCAUCAUAACCAGGCAGCAGGGGUACCCCCUGUUUGUGGUCUCCCUCAUCGUGUACGCCGUGAUGCUGCUGGGAAACAUCACCGUGGUUACAGUGAUAGCCACGGAUGUCAAACUCCACAAGCCCAUGUACAUGAUGAUGUGCAACCUGGCAGCAUGCGAUCUGCUCGGGGGCACGACAGUCAUGGCCCAGCUGAUGUCACAGUUCCUGACAGGAAACAAGACCAUCGGCUACGUGGCGGCAAUAGUCCAGGUCUUCUGUGUUCACACGUAUGGCUCGGCCGUCGCCACUAUUCUAUCUGCCAUGGCGUAUGACCGCUACAUUGCCAUCUGCCAGCCUUUGCACUACCACACCAUCAUGACCACUACGAGGCUGGUUUUGCUGUGUUUUGUUGCCUGGCUCAUUCCAAUUUGCCAGGUCAUGAUCGUCGUCAUUCUGACCAUUGGAACACCAUUGUGUGGGACGUUAAUCAUGCAUGUCUAUUGCAGCAACCACGCUAUUCUCAGGCUGGCAUGCGUCCCCACCACCAUCAACGGCAUAUACGAAUUUUGUUCGGUUUAUUCCAUACGUACAGGCUGCUUCUUAGUCAUUGCCUUUUCCUAUGUGAAGAUCCUCCAAACAUGUGUCAUCAAACAGGAGAAAAACAGUCGGAGCAAGGCCACACAGACGUGCACCUCCCAUCUCACCAUUUAUAUCCUCUUUGAGAUCUCCUUGGUCAUCAUUAGCGUGACCUACACGUUGCAAGAUACCAGCCCCAACACCAGGAAGUUCUGGUCCAUUUUUACUUUCAUCGUGCCCCCCACAGUCAACCCAAUCAUCUAUGGCAUCGCCAUGAAAGAUAUACGCAAAAAAAUUGUGAACCUUUCCAAAUCCAGUGUCUCCCCGAACUAGUGAACCCAGCGUGUCCUACCCAGUAAUCCAAAGAACAUUUUUUUUUUUAUUUUAAUGUUUAGGUUGAAGAAAGUUGUUAAACUGGGGGGGAACCAUGUCUCUAAAACAUUUUUCCAGAGGAGAAAGUGUUACACAGAUCUUUUUAGCUGUAAAGUUGUGGUUCAGAGGCUGGCAAAAAACAACUAUCGUUGUGCAAAUAUUGCUACAGCAUUGUUAUUCUCCACACCCUUCCACAACUUCACUGCAUUGUAAAAAGUCAAAAUAAAAUUUGGUGCCAGCUGGGCAGAGGACACUU
This is a messenger RNA of Anguilla rostrata (American eel), 1543 nucleotides long. Its product is annotated as olfactory receptor 52K2-like. The coding region runs from base 205 to 1248 and encodes 347 amino acids. Gene Ontology annotation, biological process: detection of chemical stimulus involved in sensory perception of smell; G protein-coupled receptor signaling pathway. Gene Ontology annotation, molecular function: G protein-coupled receptor activity; odorant binding; olfactory receptor activity. Lineage: Eukaryota; Metazoa; Chordata; Actinopteri; Anguilliformes; Anguillidae. The transcript has a single exon. The record is from RefSeq and is a predicted model, not a curated record. Gene Ontology annotation, cellular component: membrane.